GUGGAUGGAGGCGUGUCUGAAGGAGGAGUUACCUGCUCCCACUGAGCUGGAGGAGGCGCUGAGGAACGGUGUUUAUCUGGCUAAACUCGGACACUGCUUCGCUCCUCGUGUGGUCACGCUGAAGAAGAUUUACGAUCUGGACCAGCAGCGAUACAAGGCCUCUGGGCUUCAGUUCCGUCACACGGACAACAUCAACCACUGGAGGAGCGCCAUGAUGGAGGUCGGCCUGCCGACGAUGUUUCAUCCGGAGACGACGGAUGUGUACGACAAGAAGAACAUGCCCAGAGCCGUUUACUGCAUUCACGCGCUGAGUUUGUUCCUGUUUCGUUUGGGACUCGCCCCUCAGAUCCACGACCUCUGCGGGAAGGUCAAGUUCACAGAGGAGGAGAUCAAUAACAUGAAGCGGGAGCUGGAUAAAUACGGCAUUCAGAUGCCAGCGUUCAGUAAGAUCGGAGGAAUCCUGGCUAACGAGCUCUCUGUGGACGAGGCCGCAGUGCAUGCGGCUGUGAUCGCCAUCAACGAGGCGGUGGAUCGUGGCUGUGUGGAGGUCACAGGUCAAGCCCUGAGGAACCCCAGUGCUGCGCUGAACGGUCUGCAGGACUCGCUCGUGCUCGUGUAUCAGGAGAUGCUGCGGCAGGCGCGCCUUCAGAAAGCAGCGCGAGCACGGACACACGCAAACGGAUCGGCAGAGAAAGACAUCUAUGAGGAAUACCUGACGCAGAGAGAAAUACAAGACUCCGUCAGCAGAGUCAACUUGCAGGGGGAGCUGCAGCAGGAGGAGUUGUUUGUUGCGGUGGAGAUGUUGUCUGCGGUGGCUCUGGUUAAUCAGGCCGUGGAGGUUCAAGACUUCGGUGCGUUCAGUGCUACACUGCUCAGUCCUGCAGCUGGACUCGCCGACAUCGAUGACAGUCUGAUGCAGAGGUAUUUCGAGCAGCUGUGUGAGCUGAAGAGGAGGGCAGGUAAAGCUCUUCUCAGCUGGAACGAUCUGCAGACGGGACUGAACGCCGUCAACUCGGCUGCUCACGAGGAACAUGAACAGAUUCUCACCAUCGGUCUGAUCAAUCAGGCUCUGAGCCGCAGCGAUCCUCAGAAGACGCUCUCGGCGCUGAUGCUGGCCUCCAGCGGCCUGCAGGACAUCUUCCCGCUCAACGCCAGACGCUACCAUGAUGUGCUGACCCGAGCCAAACGACACAAGGCUGAGCUGAGCCGUGAUCCGGGAGCUGAGCUCUGGUUGGCUGACAUUCAGGAAGCUGUGAGACUGGCCAAUCAGGACACUCAGAAAGCGCUGAAGAUGUGUCUGGGUCUGGCGGCGGUCAAUCAGGCUGUUAAAGAGGGCCGAGCGUCUCAGACGUUGCGUGUUCUGCGUCUGCCAGAGGUGGCGCUGCGGAGCGUGGUGUCCGGAUGUGCUGAUGGGUAUCAGACGGAGCUGACCGCCCUGCUCCGCGCCAAAACACUGGAGGGGGAUAACAGAAGCCCGUGGAUGAGGACGAAGCUGCCGGAGAGCAGCUCUUAUUUCUUUCAUCUGCAGAAGCUGGAGGGCACCUGGGAAAGACCUCAAGGCUUCGUCCAGAACAGCACCUUCCUGAUGCACGAGGAGAUACAGGCCGUGUGCAGUAGCGUGACUGCGGCUCACAGCAGAGGUGUGCAGUGGAAGGCCAGUGAGCCGCUAGUGCUGCAGCUGCAGGCGCGCAUGCGAGGGUUCCUGCUGCGACAGACGCUCGCCGAGCGCUUGCACUUCCUGAACACUCAGCUGCCUGCCGUCAUCACCAUCCAGCCGCUGUAUCUGGCUCAGCUGAUCUUCCUGAUGCCUCAGAAUAAAAGCACCAGCUUCAUGGAAACGGUGAUCUUCACGCUCUUCAACUACGGCUCAGACUGCAGAGAGGCCUUCCUGCUGCUGCAGCUCUUCACCGCCGCGCUGCGCCACGAGAUCCAGUACAGAAACACACUCGACAUUCACUCCAGCGCUCCGCCGCUCUCCGUCGUGCGUAAGUUCGCUCACCUGCUGGAGUUUGGUGACAGUGACAUCCGUCAGGAGGGAGAGCUGCAGCGUCUCAGAGAGGAGGUGGUGAGGUCCAUCCGGGCCAACAGACAGCUGGAGGCCGACCUGGACCUGAUGGACCUGAAGAUCGGCCUGCUGGUCCGCAACAGAGUCACGCUGCAGGAGGUGGUGUCUCACUGUAAGAAGCUCACUAAGAAGAAUAAGGAGCAGUUGAGUGACAUGAUGGCUCUGGACAAACACAAAGGCCUGAAAGCUCUUAGUAAAGAGAAGAGAGACAAACUGGAGGCCUAUCAGCACCUCUUCUACCUGCUGCAGACCCAGCCGCUUAAUGUUUUCACAGCAAAAAGGCAUGUGAAGCUUGAGCUGAAGGUGGACAUUUGGCUCUUGUCUUUCUCUGACUCUGAAAACACUGGCCUCCGUCUGUCUCUCCCUCUGGAGAUUUAUUUAGAGUGUUUCCAGGUUCACCAUUAUUUCCAUACGGCAUGUCCAGGUGCUCCAGUAAGCUCCAGGGCUGAACAGUGUGCAGCGUUCAACAAUCAAGAGUUUAUGGGACGCGUGUAUGACUGGGAGCCUUUCACAGAAGUUCACUCCAGCACUCCGCCGCUCUCCGUCGUGCGUAAGUUCGCUCACCUGCUGGAGUUUGGUGACAGUGACAUCCGUCAGGAGGGAGAGCUGCAGCGUCUCAGAGAGGAGGUGGUGAGGUCCAUCCGGGCCAACAGACAGCUGGAGGCCGACCUGGACCUGAUGGACCUGAAGAUCGGCCUGCUGGUCCGCAACAGAGUCACGCUGCAGGUCAGGAGAGACGGCGGUGAAUCUGUCUUUCUGAUCGAGGUGGUGUCUCACUGUAAGAAGCUCACUAAGAAGAAUAAGGAGCAGUUGAGUGACAUGAUGGCUCUGGACAAACACAAAGGCCUGAAAGCUCUUAGUAAAGAGAAGAGAGACAAACUGGAGGCCUAUCAGCACCUCUUCUACCUGCUGCAGUGUGAUCAGAUCGUGGGUAACCUGGUCUACUAUCGCUACAUGAACCCGGCGAUCGUGGCUCCGGAUGGUUUUGAUGUGGUGGAGUUCGGGGCUGGUUCUGCUCUGCUGCCGGGUCAGCGGCGAACACUGGGCUCCAUCGCCCGCAUCCUGCAGCACAGCGCCGCACUCAAACACUUCCACGGAGACUCAGCUCACCUGCACGCUCUGAACGAGUACAUCACAUACACUCACAGCCGCUUCAGUAAAGUCAAUGGGAAGAAAGCGUCUGAUAAUAAAGGGAAGAAGAAGCGGGCGACUCUCACGUACACAGCUGCACGUCUGCAUGAGAAAGGAGUUCUGCUGGAGAUUGAAGACCUGCCCGUCACACAGUUCAAGAACGUGAUCUUUGACAUUGUUCCCGGCGAGGAGGACGGCACGUUCCUGGUGAAGGCUCGUUUCAUGGGUGUGGACAUGGAGAGAUUCCCGCUCAAAUAUCAGGAUCUGCUGCAGCUGCAGUACGAGGAAGUCGCCGUGAUGAAGAUGUUUGAUAAAGCCAAAGUCAACGUCAAUCUGCUCAUCUUCCUCCUCAACAAGAAAUUCUUCAAGAAGUGAAUUGAUUCCUGUGUUCCUGUAGCACUCGGCACUGGUUUGAACACACUCCAGUUAAACCUGCUGCUUUAUUUUCCCAGUGUAAUAAUUCUGCAUUUAUUUGAUUACCCAAAAUCACUCUGGAUAUAUUCAUGACGCUAUCAUAUAUAUAUAUAUAUAUUCAAUUAUGAAUCAUUUGCAUUUAAAAUGAAGCUUUACUUUAUUCGAGUGAAUCACAGAAGACGUGUGAGAAGAACACUAGUAAUACUAGUUAUCCAGCGGUUAUCAGGUGAAGUUCACCUGCGCUCUUUCAAGCUCUUUUAACGCUAAUUUAGUGGAAAGUGUCUUUUGUGUAAAUAUUUUCUGUCUCUAAUGAAAUAUCUUUGUAUUCUUUCCUCGUCCUCUCGUCUGUUUUUAUGUCGUUUAUUAGUGUCCAGUCACUCUUUUAAUAAAUACGCUGUUUUUAUUCACAAUAAAACGUUUUGCAUGAA
Messenger RNA from Sinocyclocheilus grahami, 4038 nucleotides. RefSeq names its product ras GTPase-activating-like protein IQGAP3. NCBI's taxonomy places the organism in Eukaryota, Metazoa, Chordata, Actinopteri, Cypriniformes, Cyprinidae. Gene Ontology annotation, molecular function: actin filament binding; calmodulin binding; GTPase activator activity. The transcript has 27 exons. Gene Ontology annotation, cellular component: cell cortex. Gene Ontology annotation, biological process: mitotic actomyosin contractile ring assembly actin filament organization; regulation of GTPase activity. The annotation marks the transcript as partial. The record is from RefSeq and is a predicted model, not a curated record.